AUGGCUCUGCGCCCAUCAAAUGCCAAAGCAGCUGUCACCAGGCAGACCACCAAACCGCCGCAACAGCGAGAGGCAGCUGCGGCGCCACAGCAGCCGGCAGGGCCCUCGCUUCAUGCCGCGGUGCAGCAGGACGAGAAGCAUGCCUGCCUGGCGGCCCUGUAUGCUGCGCUGGCCGCUGGGGCGGACGUGAACGAGCCAGACGGCAAUGGCCGCCUGCCGCUGCACCUGGCGGCAGGCUACAACCGCAACGCGUCGGCGGCGGCAGCAGCAAUCAAGGCGCUUGUGGAGGCGGGUGCCGACGUGGCAGCCGCCAGCCGCAGCCAGCGCCGCCAGGCGCUGCACUAUGCCGCCUGGAACGGCAGCGGCACGGCGGCGGUGGCGGCCAUAGAGGCGCUGCUCGACUGUGGCGCUGCGCUGGCGGCGGAGGACUCCAACGGCUGCCAGCCCAUCCAUUGGGCAGCCGACAACUACCACUCCCACGAGGCGGCAGUGGCAGCAAUCAAGGCCCUGCUCAUCGCCGGAGCGUCGGUGGAUGCAGUCAACGACCGUGGCGCCACGCCGCUGCACUGGGCAGCCACCAACCGCGACCCGGCGGCCGCCGCGGCAGCCAUCAAGACGCUAUGUGCGGCGGGGGCUGCCGUGGCGGCCCGCGACUCCUACGGAGAGCAGCCCAUCCACUACGUCGACUCAAACAAGAGCGGCAAGGCUGCAGCCGCAGCUGUCAAAGCGCUGCUGGCUGCCGGGGCCGACGUGAGCGCCCUCGACCGCCGCGGCAACACCCCCCUGCAUGCCGUCGCGGGCAGCGACCUCGCCGACAGCACAGCGGCGGCGGCGGCGGCGGCGGCGCUUCUGGCGGCGGGCGCUGACGUGGCAGCACUCAAUAGUGAGGGUGACUCGGCCUUCAUGCUGGCCCUGGAGCGAGGAGGAGGCGCCCCCAGCGAGGAGCUUCUGCGCAUGCUGCUCCCAGGAGGGGAGGCCGGGGCGGAGCCGGCGGCAAGCAGCGGCGUGCUGCCCCUUGUGGCCAAGGCCUGGCGGUUGUCGCUUCGGCAAGCCUCCCGUGGCGCGGCAGGGGCGGCGGUGGCGCAGCCGCCGCAGAUGGCAGCGGCAGCAGCAGCAGGGAGGCCGCCGGCUGUGCCCAGCCUGCGCAGCUUAAACGUUUCAGGCGAGCUUUUGCUCACAUCAGGAGAGCGCUGCAAGCUGCAAGCAAGCAGAGAAAGAAGAGCAGCCCACAUGACCGAGCCCGAGCAGGGCUCUGGGCCUGCGCCCGAGCUUACCGCAGAGGAGGAGCGGCGGCAACGGUUGAAGGCGGCUGGCGAGGCGUACUUCGCCAAGGUGCUGCACCAGAGCAAGGGCAAAGACCUUCUGGCGGUCGCCAAGUCGGCAGCACCCAGCUUGAGCGGCGGCGGCGGCGGCGGCGCGCCGGGCUCGCAGCAGCGCCUGCCGCUCACAGCCUGUGACGUGGACUUUCUUCAAGCAGGGGCGGUGAUCGAGGGGGCGCGCACCUAUGUGCUAGGCACCAUCUUCGUGGCAGCUCAGGCGGUGCAGCUGGUGUUUCUGAAGGCCUCGCUGACCGCCAUCCAGACGCCCUCCCUGCUCGCCUUCCUGCACUUCCUCCCCGUCGCCCUCCUGCUGUGGAUGCUGGCCGGCCAGGGCCUGCUGGAGCUGCGCCCCGUCACGCUGCGCACGCUGCAGGGCGGCGCUGUGGCCGCCACCCUGGGCGGCCUGCAGGCGCUGACGCUGUUCUGGGCGCUGCUGCACUCCCAAGUCUUCCUGGUGCUGUGCUGGACCGCGGCGGCGCCGCACCUGCUGCGAGCCACCCUCGACAUGCUGCUCAACAGGCGGCCGCCGCCGGGGGGCCGCGUGGUGGCGCUGCUCGUAGGCCUGGGCUGCACAGCUUCGGCGCUGCUGGUGCAGUUCCCGGGCGUGCUGGGCCUGCUGGGCCUGCUGGCCUGGACGGCGGCGGAGGCGGUGGGCGCCAGCUGGGCGCAGCUGCGCCAGCGGCCCGACCUGGCGGCCGAGCUGGCGGCGGCGCAGCAGGGCGUGGGCGGGCUGCUGAGCCAGCUGCUGGACGCAGAGGCGUCGCUGGAUGCCGCCAGCCUGGCGCUUGUCCGCCACAUCCUGCCGCUGCUGCCCUUUGCCCUGCUGGGACUGCUGCUGCGGGAGGGGCGAGAGCUGGUGGAUCACGAGCUGUCUGUGCCAGCUGUCACCAUGAUCCUGCUGUCCUGCAUGGCCAUGGCCGUCUCCGUGGCCACAGACCUGCUCAUCACAGGCGGCCUCACCCGCCAGGCGCACGCGGCGCUGGUGGCCGCGGGCCCGCUGGGCACGGUGGUGACCGAGGCGGCGGUGCACGGCCUCAGCAGCCCGAUAGCCUUUGUGGCGGCCAUAGCGUGCAGCAUAGCGGGCGUGCUGCUGCGCGUCACCGCAGUGUCCCCAGGCCCCUGA
This is a messenger RNA of Chlorella variabilis, 2442 nucleotides long. RefSeq lists its product as hypothetical. Gene Ontology annotation, cellular component: cytoplasm; nucleus. The record is from RefSeq and is a predicted model, not a curated record. Gene Ontology annotation, molecular function: protein binding. The coding region runs from base 1 to 2442 and encodes 813 amino acids. Lineage: Eukaryota; Viridiplantae; Chlorophyta; Trebouxiophyceae; Chlorellales; Chlorellaceae. The transcript is spliced from 8 exons.